AUGCCAGAAGUGGCGCUUGAAUCUAACAUACACAGAGUUGUAGAAGAAAUAGCUGGCCAUGGGAAUAGUGACACUGCCGCCAUUCGAGAGCCCCUAGAUAUGCAGUCAGAGGCUUCAGGGAAGGCUGAGGCCAAGAGUAGCCCAGAGGAAGAGGUUGAACUAAAGGAGUUGAAAGAUUUGGAGAAGUCUGUGGAGAAGAUCGCUAACCAACUGGGAGAGUUGAAUAAGGAGCUUACUGGAAUCCAGCAGGGUUUUCUGGCCAAGGAUUUGCAAGCUGAAGCUCUCUGCAAACGCGAUAGGAGAGUAAAAGCCACAAUCGAGCAGUUUAUGAAGAUUCUGGAGGAGACUGACACACCAAUUCUGCCAGAAAAUUUCAAAGACAGUAGGCUGAAAAGGAAAGGUUUGGUGAAAAGGGUUCAGGCGUUCCUAGCUGAGUGUGACACAGUGGGGCAGACCAUCUGCCAGGACACAGAGCGGCUACAAUCCACAAACUUGGCCCUGGCCAAAUGAGGUAAAGUGGAGAGAGGCUGUACUGCCCUGAAGAACCACAUCACCAGCCCUGCCCUCUCCGUGAUAGAAGUUACCUGAUUUCUCCAGGGCUGCUGGGGACAGUUCGCCGACUGCCAGUUUUCCUUCUCCUACACCUGUUCUCAAUGAAUGAGUAUUGUCUUUACAAUCUUAA
This is a messenger RNA of Hipposideros armiger (great roundleaf bat), 682 nucleotides long. RefSeq names its product BAG family molecular chaperone regulator 1-like. The transcript is spliced from 2 exons. The record is from RefSeq and is a predicted model, not a curated record. Gene Ontology annotation, biological process: protein stabilization. Gene Ontology annotation, cellular component: cytosol; cytoplasm; membrane. Bases 1 to 510 code for a protein of 169 amino acids. Gene Ontology annotation, molecular function: adenyl-nucleotide exchange factor activity; protein-folding chaperone binding. Lineage: Eukaryota; Metazoa; Chordata; Mammalia; Chiroptera; Hipposideridae.